Penicillium brasilianum is the source of this 2742-nucleotide messenger RNA. NCBI's taxonomy places the organism in Eukaryota, Fungi, Ascomycota, Eurotiomycetes, Eurotiales, Aspergillaceae. The record is from the annotation of a GenBank genome assembly.
AGCCACGCCCUACGAUCUGCAGGUCACUUUUCAGCCUCGCGAAUCAAAUUUCAUGGACGUUUUCUCAUUUCAGCAACCCUUGACUCAUCAGGUGUCUAGCCUACUGCUUGGUCAAGUUGCAGCUUUGUUGGUCAGUCCUCAGUAAGUUUGCCUGUGAACGGUUCCGUCUGAUCAGCCCCCCCUUCCCCACCCGAAAUCAAAGUCGACUCCCGACCGUCUUGCCCAAUUCUACUAGUGACGUUGUGGCUCAACUGGUUCACACGAUCCCUUGGGUGGUUUGAACCCCUCCCUGACUGCCUCAACAAACCCUACCUAAACCCCUUUCCCUUCCCUUCCCCCCACCGUCGGCACUCUUGCCGUCCCCCCUGUUCACCACGCCUCGCCUCACGCGGAAGAGAAAGGCGGCUGAGGCGGCGAUUGCGGACAACGACCAGUCUUCCCCCAAAGCCGCCACCCAGGCUACCAACACCGGAAACGCCACUGCCACUGCUGCUACCGCUGCUGCUACGUCUGACCCCAAGGCACUCUCCAAGCAGGUUUCUUCCGUGACGGUGACUUCUCAGGAUACCGAGAGGGGUAGCUCAACUAGUUCUGCUAGCUUGAAUCGCAAGAAGAGUCGUAUUGCGACACCAGCGACAACGACGGGCAGUAUGGACUCGGAUGAUGAUUUUAUGAGCGAUGUGUCGAGCGCGGAGGAUUUUCUCGAUACGCAGGGGAGUGAGGAUGAGAGUUUAGGUGAAGAUUUCAGCGAUUUAGACACUGGUUUCUCCGACGAUAAAGAUCUCCUCAAGCAAAAGCGCAAACCAUAUGAGGUCAAGUUUAAGGUCUUGGCCCCUCCCGAUAUCGAAUAUGAACAGCUUGUGCAAGUCAACGAGGUUUCCGCCAUCCUCGGCUUGCCACCAGAGUCGGCGGCUAUCCUGCUCCGGUUUGCCCGGUGGAAAAAGGAAAAGCUGAUCGAGGGGUACAUGGAGAAUGAGGAUAAGACGCUUGAAGAUGCUGGCUUGGGAAAAAGUGCACAGGGCUCGGCCAAGACGGAGGUCAUCCCUGGAUUCAUGUGUGACAUCUGCUGUGAUGAUGGGGAUAAUUUAGAGAGCUAUGCGAUGCGUUGUGGGCAUCGCUUCUGCGUGAAUUGUUAUCGGCACUACUUGGCUCAGAAGAUCAAGGAAGAAGGCGAGGCCGCGAGGAUUCAGUGCCCUGGUGAAAAGUGUCAUCGCAUUGUGGACUCGAAGUCUUUAGAUCUGUUGGUUACCGAAGACUUGCGGGAACGGUACCGUACGCUUCUUACCAGGACCUACGUGGAUGACAAGGAUAACCUACGAUGGUGCCCGGCCCCCGAAUGCGUGUAUGCGGUCGACUGCGCCGUCAAGGCUCGGGAUCUUCGCCGCAUCGUCCCAACGGUGCGAUGCCGUUGUGGACACGAGUUCUGCUUCGGCUGUUCCCUCAACGAUCAUCAGCCCACCCCGUGCACACUGGUCAAGAUGUGGUUACAAAAGUGUGAGGAUGACUCGGAGACCGCCAACUGGAUAUCUGCCAAUACCAAGGAAUGCCCCAAGUGCCAGUCCACGAUCGAAAAGAACGGCGGUUGUAACCACAUGACAUGCCGCAAGUGUAAGCACGAGUUCUGCUGGAUGUGCAUGGGUCUGUGGUCCGAGCACGGUACCAGCUGGUAUAACUGCAACCGAUAUGAGGAGAAAUCUGGAUCGGAAGCCCGCGGUGCACAGGCCAAAUCUCGUGCCUCGUUGGAACGCUACCUGCAUUACUACAACCGGUAUGCAAACCACGAGCAAUCCGCCAAACUGGACAAGGAUCUGUAUCUCAAGACCGAGAAGAAGAUGACCAGUCUGCAAUCCGCGUCCGGUAUGUCCUGGAUUGAAGUGCAGUUCCUGGACACCGCCUCGCAGGCUCUUCAACAGUGCCGUCAGACGCUGAAGUGGACGUACGCAUUCGCAUUCUAUCUGGCGCGGAACAACCUCACCGAGAUUUUCGAGGAUAAUCAGAAGGACUUGGAGAUGGCGGUUGAGAGUCUGAGUGAAAUGUUUGAGAAGCCCGUGGCUGAACUGGCCGAGCUCAAGGUGGUUAUUCUUGAUAAGACCACCUACUGCAAUAAGCGGCGGGUCAUUUUGUUGAGUGAUACGGCUGAGAACUUGAAAAACGGAGAAUGGUCGUUCAAUAUCGACUGGUGAGAAAUCGCCAAUCGAUUUUUCAAUGUACGGAACACAACGACAUGACUGCAUAUGCAGAUGACAUUUCUUGACGACGUGAACGAUCCAAUCCACCUUUCUUCAUCUCUCCCCAUUUCCUUACCUCCUGCGCCGAUGCCCAUCUCCCAGGCUACCUCACCUUCCCUUAUUGUCCCCGACUCCAAGGCCAACUAUCUAUUCCACAGUGCAUCAUGAAAUACAGGUGGAAGAGGGGGACUGGGCCCACUUGUUUCUCUGUAACUUAGAAUGAUAGUCUCGACAUCGCACUCCACCCCUCGGUUUUUAUUUUCCUCCCCUUCUCUCAUGGAAAAACCAUGCGGCGGCGCAGUGGAGUUGGAUUCCAUUCUUGUUGGUUUUUUUCCCCAUGGUCAGAUUACUAUCCUCGUUUCUCCAUCUUUCUUCACUUCCAUAGCCAGUUAGCGAAUCUUGAUGUAGGUCAGAUCAUCUGCAUUGUAAAAGCUUUGCUUUCGUAGCUAGUCUACCUUCUCGGGCAAGAUUCCCCCGGGUCCCGAUUCCUUGCUGCUAUUUCCUAGCCACUUGC